AUGGAUCCGCUCAGGGCCCAGCAGCUGGCCGCUGAGCUAGAGGUGGAGAUGAUGGCCGAUAUGUAUAACAGAAUGACCAGUGCCUGCCACCGGAAGUGUGUGCCUCCCCACUACAAGGAAGCAGAGCUGUCCAAGGGCGAGUCUGUCUGCCUGGACCGGUGUGUCUCCAAGUACCUGGACAUCCACGAGCGGAUGGGAAAGAAGUUGACUGAGCUGUCCAUGCAAGACGAAGAGCUGAUGAAGAGGGUACAGCAGAGCUCUGGGCAUGCGUGA
Molecule: messenger RNA, 273 nt
Organism: Elephantulus edwardii (Cape elephant shrew)
Lineage: Eukaryota; Metazoa; Chordata; Mammalia; Macroscelidea; Macroscelididae
Gene: TIMM10
Product: translocase of inner mitochondrial membrane 10 homolog (yeast)
Exons: 2
Coding region: 1-273 (90 amino acids)
Biological process (GO): protein insertion into mitochondrial inner membrane
Cellular component (GO): mitochondrial inner membrane
Source: RefSeq, a predicted model, not a curated record